GAGACUCCCAGUAUGUACUCUGGUACAAGUCGAAACAUGUAGGAUUUACUGUACAUUGUGUAUGUGUAAACGACCUCUCUGCCGAUCUCCAUUUUAACCGUCUGGACUUAUGUUUAUAUCGACAGAUUCAGCAUAUUUCUGACAAAUUCUGAUAUCACAUGCAAUUAGCGUUUCAGGCACCACUGCACCAUCAUGGCGACCGCUACAGACAGCGCCGACCCGACGGACAUGACGAAGAGGAGUCUGAUCGUGGAUGAGGCUGCAUUUGAAGAACAGUUCCUUCGAUGUCACAUAUGUAACGAACGCUUUGACCAGAGUGAGCGAUCCCCAAAGUCCCUUCCCUGUAACCAUACAUUCUGUCUGCCUUGUCUCAAACAGGUGUUCGACCACAACCAACAAAACCAACGCAGGUCAGUGGCAUGGCUGGACGAAACGUUUGAGGGAGUGCUCAAAUGUCCAGAAUGCAGAGUGGAGAUAUUCUUAAGUCGUAGCGAAAUCGAAGCCCUCCCCAGAGAUCAUCGCGUCAUACAAAUGAUGGACUUUUUGUCGACUGUGCAAGCAAAAUCUCAAAAUGUCUGUUCAAAACAUGAUAAUCAACCUUUGAACUUUUUCUGUAAGGAGUGUCUGAUCCCAGUGUGUCGAGAUUGUACUGUCCUAGACCACAAAGAACAACAGGGACACAACAUCGUGGAUGUAUCAGAAGCCUUGAAUGAAAGCUCGACAGAUUUCAAUGUAAUCGAGGAGAAAAGUAAAGACUUCCUCGGUAAAAUGAAAGGUCGGACAGAUUCCCUGGCUAAUGCCUCCAAACAACUAGACUUACAGGAACGCCAGCUGAAGUCUUCUAUCAAAGACACGUUUAUAGAAUACCGACUGUUGUUAGAGAAGCGUCAGGAAGCGCUGAUCAGGAUUCUACGCGAAUCAACCCAAGAGCAAAAACAGAAGAUCAAUACGCGGUUUGUGGACAUUUGCACGCAGGGAUCUGACCUUCAAAAAAUGUACGACAAAUUCAAGACAGCGCGCGCGAGUAACGAUAUCCGACAGUUGUUCACCAUACAGCAGCAGAUAAAGGAGCGGGAGACAGAAUUCACGUGUACGGCGGAGGCAAACGACGACGAAAUAUUCAUUGGGUGCAAAUUCAAUAACCCAAGUGAAUUAGGAUUUUUGUCAGAAAUGAGUGGUUUGGGCGAAGUUGAGACAGAGCAAAAUUUCGACUUAAAGAACCCUGUUCCUGCUCACCAGCUGGUGUUACUUGACAGCUGGGAACGUCCCGUAUAUUACGGGGGUGGGGAAGACGUACCGGAAGUGACCGAAAGCCAAGAAGGAGAGACGUCUGCAUCUAGUGAAACCCCGUCUAGGGAAACUUCAUCUAGGAGAACCUCAUAUAGAGUAGGCAUAUCGAGGGGAGGUCGGGAGCCUUCGCGAACAUCCGAUAGCUCGUCUACUCUCGCGCGACUAACGCGUCGUAACCUGCAGUCAUCACUGUUGGACUCCACCGGCGUCGACGUCGAAGAAUAUGUCCAACCUUUGGACAGUAAUGACGAGAGACAAGCGCGAGAAGCCCUCGCGUCAACCUACCUCAUGAGGAUAGCUAACCGUCUAAACGAGAGCGCUGAGGAGAUGGCGGAGGCUUUGAGACAAGGAGAGGAACCCUCGACGUCCUCCAUUGAGGACGAUGAUAGCAGUCCGACAUCACGGCAUUCUUCCAGCACCACGAGCCGAGGAGGGUCAUCCUCUCGGACGUCAAGGUCACCCCAGAGUGGGGUAAGAGUUGUUAGACAUCCCACACCCCCGACUACGCAUGCGUCAUCUAGAGAUCACGGGUCACACGGAUACACGUCCAGCAGAUACAAUAAUAACUAACAUUUACAGAACUGAUAGGUUGGAUACGCAAAAAUAAGUUUGGCCGAAAAGUAAAAUGUUGACGAUAAUCGGACCCAGGUACCUAUCGUGACUGAGAGUAUUGAGCAUAUUGUUGAAUUUUCUGUCAGUCGCGAUAUGUACCUGGACGUUGUAGACGCUUGUUACGAACAUGAAUUCGGACUCAUGACUGCGUCCACUAUCCAUUAGAAAACAUUGACCGGUUGGAUCUAGUAAGAAGUGUGAAUGCCACCGCCUGUGGAGAGGAGGAAAGGCACACAUUACGUCAAUUGUGGACAUGACUUUGUUUUUAUAAAUUAUAAAACGACUCCUUAAAGUGGGAACUUGUAUUUACAAACAAUAUGACGAUACAAUGAAACCAAACGUGACAUAACGUUGAUGUUACCAGUACUAGUUUUGAUUGACAGAAUGGCAUACCCCUGUCGUCUGUGAUCGUUGUUAAACUCAGUUGUUUUUAAGCAUUAUUAAAUCGAUUGAAAUUUGUAGCAACUACUUUUUGGGGAAUCUUUUCGGAGUGUUGGUCAGAAGCUAGAUUUUUACUCUUUAGAGAAUUUGUCGGUUCUCAGCUAGUUUUAGAGAGUGAGUUGAGUUUAAACCUUUACGCUAGGGUGUUUGCUGGUUCGCAGCUAGCGUUAUCCUUUUUAGAGAGUGAGUUGAUGUGAAGCUGGUUUUACACUUUUUAGGGUCGGGUGUGUGUUGGAUCGGAGCUUGUUCUGGGUUUUUUUGAAGGGGGUUUGUUUGCUUGGAGAUACUGUUCUGUAUAGUUAAGUGUGUGUGUUGGUUGGGAGCUAGUGGAUUUCCGCGUUUAAUUUGAUAUGUGAUUUAUAAUAUCAUUUACCCGUCACAAAUUGACCCGAAGAGAAUAAGUUGGUGGUCGAUGUCCAAUGUUUGACUGUGAUAGACCACGGCUACAUGUAGUCAGGGUAUUAUACUGUAGACAAGUGUACCAUUGUUUUUUUUUAAAUUUAUUUUUGGUUAAUUUACCAAAUUUGGGUGCUAGGGGCACUGAAAAGUAGUCUUCAGUGAUCCGAGCACCAGAUUUUGUAAAAUUCAACCGCUUGGCGUAUGAAGCUAAAAUUUGAUAUGAUUUUUCUUAAAUUAAUCACACAUAUCGUGAUAUAAUAAGGACACACCCUGACCACAUAUGCCGAUGUGGUAAACGUGAACUCAGAUCACUGACGAUUACUCAGUGAUGUGGGUAUAAUAUAUAGUAAUAGUGUUUAAUACCUGCUAUACAGUUGAUCAGAAAGACUUAAUUCUGUAGCAUUACAUUUUACUACUUCUUACACAACACAUCAUAACGAAACUGAAUAAAUCUCAGUUUGGUUGAUGUUAGGAAGGAACAGAAAAAGUUGAUUUACGAAACGAUUUCCUUUCCGCUUUGUUAAAGUAAAGAUAAGCUGACAUCUAUUCCAUUUUACUAAUGACUGUCACCACACUGUCUUUUGACAACAAUAAUAAUCAAGUGUUUAGUAUAAGAACCUGUUAGAGCUGUCACAAUAUCUCUGACACCCGGGAUAUCACAAUACACAGGCAUAUAAAGGCAACACAAUACACAGGCAUAUAAAGGCAACACAAUACACAGGCAUAUAAAGGCAUUUCGUAUCGUGCAGCAACACAAAUCAAAUAUCGUUGUAUUGCAAUAUUUUUCUAAACCUAAUUUCAUGUCUAUACUAGUUGUUGGAUUCAGUUGAACUUUCAUAACCGAUUAUCUGUUUAACGAAAAUCUGAAGUCAGCUCUAUAUGAUGAUGACAGUUUGACAGCAUUACCAUUUUGAAUUGAUCCCAUUUUCCCUGUGAUAUUGCAAUAUGUCGUUAUUCACCUCAGAUUUACUGUGACAUCCCUAGAACCUAUUGUAUUAGUAUCCAGUGAUUAUUACCUUGCCACCUUUACUGAAUCAGUAUGAUACCAGUGAGGACUAAAGUGCUAAUUUUGAUAAUACUCCAAAUGAGUUUCGUAAAAAAAUGUGUUUUGAUUUAAAUCAUUAAAACGCUUUAGACUU
Molecule: messenger RNA, 3881 nt
Organism: Mizuhopecten yessoensis (Yesso scallop)
Lineage: Eukaryota; Metazoa; Mollusca; Bivalvia; Pectinida; Pectinidae
Product: tripartite motif-containing protein 2-like
Exons: 2
Coding region: 193-1860 (555 amino acids)
Biological process (GO): positive regulation of DNA-templated transcription
Cellular component (GO): nucleoplasm; chromatin
Molecular function (GO): zinc ion binding; ubiquitin-protein transferase activity
Source: RefSeq, a predicted model, not a curated record